AUGAAGUCCGCCUUCUUCAUGGCGGCCAUCAUGGCCGCUAUACGCACCUCAGUAGCCCAAACGACGACCUCAGAAGUCGGAGAAACGGUAACUUCGGCUCCUACGACGUCUCCGUCCUCAACAACUCGCGGACCUGUCACCACCACGGUCAGCGUAGGUGUAAACCACAAGUUCAUACCCGAUACUGUAUCAGCACUUCCAGGCGAUACAAUUAAAUUUGAGUUCUUCCCAUCAAACCACUCAGUCGUUAAGGCUGCCUACAAAUAUCCAUGUGUCCCCUAUGACUACAUCGAACCUGGAGAGCCCACCUUCUUCAGUGGGCCCGAACUAUCGAACGCUGGUGACCCGCACCCAACUUGGCUGCUUGAAGUCAAUAGUACAGAGCCGACAUUCUUCUACUGUUCCGCACCCGGUUCUUGUCAAGAUUGGGCAAUGGUCGGAGUGAUAAAUCCUAACGAAAGCUUCAGUCUUGAUGUCCAAAAGGAAUUUCAGAAGAACGUCACUUUCCAACUAAGUCCGGGUGAGCCUUGGCCUGCGGAGGCACCGAGACCAACCACCACAGGAUCUGGGACGACGCCGUCCGAGACUGGGUCAGGCGGAAACAAUGGUUCCGGGGGUUCUGGGGGUACUUCGCUGUCCGGCGGCGCGAUUGCUGGAAUCGCCAUUGGUGGAGCAGCGGUUCUUAUUAUCGUGGUGGCUUUGAUUUGGUUCUGCGGCCGCAAGGGAGGAAUCGAGAAGGGAUAUCGCAAGAGCACGGUGAUGCAACCGUCCACACCAGGAAUGGUUGAGGCACACUAUCCCAACGAUCCGAAGAGCCCACCGCCACCGAGCUUCAGAGACUCACCGUACGGCAUGCAAUCUGCCGAAGCAUUCCGGUCUACUAGUCCGCAACAAUGGUCACAGACGGGCAGCCCGCACGCCUCCUACAGGGGAUACCCGAGUCCUGGCCUUGGCAGUCCGCAGCCAUGGCAGGAGGUGCACCCGCAGCACACUGGACAGAGUGGAUACUCUGACCAUCCGAAACCGCCUACUGAAGCGCCGGUAGAACUUCCAGGACACCCUACUUCACCACCGGCGGAGCGCCACGAGUUUCCAGGUUAA
This is a messenger RNA of Neoarthrinium moseri, 1101 nucleotides long. RefSeq lists its product as uncharacterized. The transcript has 6 exons. The coding region runs from base 1 to 1101 and encodes 366 amino acids. Lineage: Eukaryota; Fungi; Ascomycota; Sordariomycetes; Amphisphaeriales; Apiosporaceae. The record is from RefSeq and is a predicted model, not a curated record.